AUGUCGAACGUGCCGAUCCCGUCCGGGCCCGAUCUGACCGCGCCGACGCCGCAGAACACGCCUUUGACGACGGCGCCGAUCCAAGCCGGGCUCUCGCGGCCGACGGUGCCGGACAUCAGCGAGGACGCGGAGCCCGAGGAGGGCGCCGGCGCUGAGGGCGGCGCGGCGAUGCAGGAGGCGAUGCUCGGGAUGGUUCAGGGCAAGCUGGCCGGGCUCGUGGGCAAGAGCAGCGGAUAUGUCGAGAGCCUGCCGGAUGAAGUCAAGAUCGCCGUCGAGGCGCUCAAGGGCGUGCAGGUGAAGCAGAACGAGCUGCAGAACAAGUACAAGCACGAGUGUCUCGAGCUCGAGAAGAAGUACUUGGAGCUGUCGAAGCCCCUGUACGCGCGCAGGAACGAGCUUAUCACCGGCGCGUCCCAGCCGACGGAGGAAGAGCUCAAGGCGGGCGCGGAGGUCAGCACGAAGGACGACCCCGACGCCGAGCCCUUCACCGCGCCCGCUAACGCCAAAGCCGCGCCGAUCCCCGAAUUCUGGCUCACCGCGCUCCGGAACCACAUCGUGCUGGGCGACCUCAUCACCGAGCGCGACGCGGGCGCGCUCAAGCACCUCCAGGACAUCAGCCUCGAGUACCUCCCCACGGGCGAAGGAAAGCCCGGAUUCAAGCUGUUGUUCAAGUUCGGCCCGAACGAGUACUUCGAGAACGAGGUGCUCGAGAAGACGUAUGUGUAUCAGGAGGAGGUCGGAUACUCGGGCGAUUUUGUGUAUGAUCGCGCGGUGGGGUGUGAGAUCAGGUGGAAGGAGGAUAAGGACCUCACGAAGGAGUUCGAGAUCAAGAAGCAGCGGAAUAAGAACACGAACCGCACGCGCCUCGUCCGCAAAGCGCGCCCGGCCGAGUCCUUCUUCAACUUCUUCGCCCCGCCGACGCCGCCGUCGGAGGAGGCGAUCGAGGCGGGCGACAUCGACGAGGAGGAGCUGGACGAGCUCGAGGAGAAGCUCGAGAUGGACUACCAGAUCGGCGAGGACAUCAAGGAGAAGAUCGUCCCGCGCGCGGUCGACUACUUCACGGGCAAGGCGCUCGAGUACGAGAUGAUCUCUGAAGAUGAGGACGAGGACGAUUAUGAGGAUGUGGAUGAUGAUGAGGAUGGGUUCGAGGACGAGGAUGACGAUAGCGACGAUGCGCCCGCGCCCCGCCGUCGCGGCGGGAACAGGGGCCGCAACGCCGGCGCGCAAGCCGUCGACCCGCAGGAGUGCAAGAACCAGUGA
Molecule: messenger RNA, 1260 nt
Organism: Peniophora sp. CBMAI 1063
Lineage: Eukaryota; Fungi; Basidiomycota; Agaricomycetes; Russulales; Peniophoraceae
Source: the annotation of a GenBank genome assembly